This is a messenger RNA of Limulus polyphemus (Atlantic horseshoe crab), 2687 nucleotides long. Its product is annotated as C-type lectin mannose-binding isoform-like. The coding region runs from base 58 to 831 and encodes 257 amino acids. The transcript is spliced from 3 exons. NCBI's taxonomy places the organism in Eukaryota, Metazoa, Arthropoda, Merostomata, Xiphosura, Limulidae. The record is from RefSeq and is a predicted model, not a curated record.
CUCCUUAAUCUGACCGGACACCAGAAUUUAAAACUAUCAGAAUUUUAUAAAUUCAAAAUGGUCAUAUUCUACAUUUUAGUCCUAAGUUUAUUACGUUCUCCUGACAUUUCAAGAGGUCAGUUUUCUCCUCACGUGUAUGAAACGAUUAUCGCUAACUACGCAGCUUCCAAGUACAGACAUAACAAAAUACUGGACGUAGUCCCUGCCGAGGUGGUUUCUUCACUUACAGUCUAUCAAUGCCUUGCUUUGUGCUUACAGGAAAACAGGAAAUGGGCGCGUUGUCGAUCUUUCAAUUACGGUAACCAAACCUGCUUUCUCAUUGAUACUUAUCUAUGUGAAAAGGGUAGAAAAAACAACCUUGCAGAGAAACUGGGUUAUAGCUAUUACGAUGUCUUACAGCGCCAUGGAGAAGAGAUGGAGUACUUUAAUUCGAAGUCCUGCAGAGAAUUUGGGAAAUGUUCAUCUCACUGUCCCAAAUACAAAGUCUUUAGCAAUCUUAAGAAAUUUGCUGAAGCACAAGCAACAUGCGAAGCAGAAGGGGGUGUCUUGGCAAUGCCUCGAAGUCACAAACACCACCAGGAACUUCUACAUUUGCUAACUUCUCACAAAAAGGAACGUUAUUGGAUUGGUCUACGUCGUCAGAACAAUAUUACAGUCUACAUCGAUGGCAGUGCUCUUGAUGAGGACCUGCAACUUUGGGGAGAAGAUCAACCAAAUAACAGUGGUGGUAUUCAGUACUGUGUGGAGAUGCUAAAAGAAAUGGGAUACAAGUGGAAUGAUUUUCAUUGUGAUAAUCUGGCAUCUUUUAUUUGUCAGUAUAUCACCACUUAAAUUUCUCUUUUUUAACACUUUCACACCCUGUUUCAAAGGUUCAUUUCACGAAUAAUGUUUAUAGAUAAUUGUUUCACUAGAUACGAGAGCAAGAUAACCCAAUACGACUUUUCUAAUAUUAUAAAACUUUUAACUAGAGAAAAAAAAUCUUUGCCGAAAGUUGUUUGGUCUACCACAAAAAGAAAUAUGCCUUAAUUACUCGACACAUACCUUAAUUUUCCAAAUAUAAUAGGCAUAGUUUCACUAAGAAUUUAUCUACAAGUUAGGGUGUGUAUAAUAUAUGGUAACAAAUUUAAAUUGUUUUUCGUUCAUUGUGUUGUUUUUACAGUCAGUCCAAACCCCCCUUUUCCAACAAGCUUUGUGAACGAUAAUGCCCACUUACUAGGACCGUUGCGUUUCGAUGAUAUAUCUUAUUAAUUUUCUUUGUUUCUAAGGUAUAAAUGAGAAUUAUCUCCCUAAGACCGUUGCGUUUCGAUGAUGUAUCUUAUUAAUUUUCUUUGUUUCUAAGGUAUAAAUGAGAAUUAUCUCCCUAAGACCGUUGCGUUUCGAUGAUGUAUCUUAUUAAUUUUCUUUGUUUCCGAGGUAUAAAUGAGAAUUAUCUCCCGUUUUCAUUCAUUUUCAGUAUCUUUAAAUAUGAUUUUUGAGAUAAAAUGAUCAAAAAGCUAAGUCUUGUAAAUUUUAAGAUAUAUUUAAAUGCACAUUUAAAAAUGUUUGGAAAUACAAAACUAGUUACGGCUACAUUACGUUUGAUAUUCAAAACUACAAAUUGUUUUCCAUGAAACCUUCAAAUUCUGAGUCCGAAUCCACGAAUAGUUGGCACUAUUUCUCUACCGGCUGUAAAUGAUUUUGGGAACGUUUAUUUGCCGGCCGCAAUUGAAAGACAGCAAGCACUAAAGCGAACUCACUUUUAGAGAUUUUACGAAUAUUCUAACAUUUUAACAACGUUUAUUUGUCGGUCGUGAUUGCGAAAAUAAAGCGAACGCUGAAUUAGAGAUUAUACGCACACUCUAACAUUCUUGUCAUCAAACGGUUACUUGACAGCACUAUUGUAAAAGUCUAGGUGCGUAUUAUUUAUGGUGAUUUGACUCUUUGCUCGUGAAGAUUAGAGUGCGUAUUACAUUCGGAAAAUUACGGUGUUAGAAUUAUUCAACCAACCUGAACAAUAUAAGAAAAUCUAUGAAUGAUUUGUAUUUAUAGAUGUGUAUGUCAUUUUUUGUGAUUUGGUAAUCUUUAGAUCUGAUAUUUAACGUUCACAGUCAUUAUUGCUUUAUAAAUUUCGGAAAAGUUAAUCAAUUGUUAUACAUCAGUGAAACAAGGUCUUUAUUCUUAUGAAUGAUAGUUUUUAAUUUUUCCCAUACAAGAAAACAGAAUCACUCGAAUCACUUCAUUUUCGCAAUAUACAUGUAUCUUAUAUAUAUAUGUUUCUUAACAGGGUACUUUGUAUAUUACGUUACCUAAAAAAAAUGUAUAGCUUACAUUAUGACGUAAUGCAAAGUUUUAAGGUUCGUACUAUAUUAUCGUGAUUUUAUUAGAAAUGCAUUAAUGCAUAAUUUAAGUAAAAGCUCAUUUCUUAGAAAUAAUAAAUGCAUUGCACGAGAUAAACUUGAAAAGUUAUUGUUGUGGAGUUUUAUCGCUUAAAUGCACUUUUGGUUUGUUUGCAAUAUUCAGAAAAUUAAACCUGUUUAGAUGGCGUUUUUUUUAGAAACAUUGAAAAACUACAAAACCCGAAGUAGAAAUUAUAAUAUAAGAUACUUAUUAACUGACACAUUAAGUAGGAAAUAAAUAUAUUGCAAUCUUGAAAUAUGACUCCUUAAUUAAUUAGUAAAAUGUAUAAACUAGAAUGUGAAAGUAAAGUA